Oenanthe melanoleuca is the source of this 1216-nucleotide messenger RNA. RefSeq names its product glutathione peroxidase 8 (putative) (gene GPX8). Gene Ontology annotation, molecular function: glutathione peroxidase activity. Bases 21 to 653 code for a protein of 210 amino acids. The record is from RefSeq and is a predicted model, not a curated record. Gene Ontology annotation, biological process: response to oxidative stress. The transcript is spliced from 3 exons. Lineage: Eukaryota; Metazoa; Chordata; Aves; Passeriformes; Muscicapidae.
CCUCUCCAAAAGCUUCAAAAAUGGAUUCUCUCACAACUAGUUGUGCUCUGAAAUACUCAGUGCCCAAAGCCAGGGUCUUUGUUGUCUUCCUGUCAAUGGUUUUGUGCACCACCAUUCUCUGCCUGCUGCAACUCAGGUUUUUUAAACCUAAAAUCAAAGAUUUUUAUUCUUUUGAAGUCAAGGAUUCACGAGGAAGGAUCAUUUCCUUGGAGAAGUACAGAGGGAAAGCAACUUUGGUUGUAAACGUGGCCAGUUACUGCCAAUACACAGACAAAAAUUACCUCGCGCUUCAAGAGCUGCACAGAGAGUUCGGUCCCUCCCACUUCACUGUGCUGGCGUUCCCCUGCAACCAGUUCGGAGAAUCAGAGCCUAGCUCAAGCCAGGAAAUAGAAUCUUUUGCCAGAGGAAACUAUGGAGUAACAUUCCCUGUUUUCCACAAAAUCAAGAUCCUAGGAUCAGAAGCAGAUCCCGCCUUUAAAUUUCUAAUAGAUUCUUCAAAGAAAGAGCCUCGAUGGAAUUUCUGGAAGUACCUUGUCAGUCCUGAGGGUAAAGUUGUGAAAUUCUGGAGACCCGAAGAGCCAAUAGAAAAUAUCAAACCAGAAGUAACAUCAUUAAUCAGGCAGAUUAUCAUGAAGAAAAGAGAAGACCUCUGAAAAAGCCAUUCACCACAGCCUUUCUACAUUCCUGGGGAAUGUUACUAGAAGCUAAACCAUCAGGUGAUUUUGCUACUCUUUAGCAUUGGUGUUUGCAGUUUUUUUGGAUUAAUUCUGUCAGUUUAAUUCUGGAUUGGCUCCUGCAGUGUCCUCGAGAACCAUGACAAGGCAUUCAGUACCUUGCAGGGAGGGACUAUCAAUUUGCAUCAGGAGUUUAUGAUUUCUUUUUCUGAAUUGCUGACAAUAGCUAAUUAAGAUUGUCACCAGCAGGUAGAUAAUUAGAAAAAAGGUUUAUUAAUAAAUUACUUAGUAUUUACAGAGAUUUUCCCCAUCUACCAGUUACAAAGAGAUUUUAUAUUCCAUUAACACAUGGUUGCCCUGUUAUGAAAGGCAUGGGACCCAGAGACAUCCAUAGCAGGGUUUCUAGACACACAAAUGUAACUAAAGAUACCAGCUUUGCAGUAUCUUCUCAAAGAAGACUAUUGAAUUGUGAAGCUGCCAGUUGCAAAAAAUUGUACACAGAAAAUAAAAUUAUUAAAAGAAGUGAAAAUAUUGAAAAGAAA